Carassius carassius (crucian carp) is the source of this 2625-nucleotide messenger RNA. Its product is annotated as zinc transporter ZIP9-like. NCBI's taxonomy places the organism in Eukaryota, Metazoa, Chordata, Actinopteri, Cypriniformes, Cyprinidae. The transcript has 7 exons. The record is from RefSeq and is a predicted model, not a curated record. Gene Ontology annotation, biological process: zinc ion transport; transmembrane transport. Gene Ontology annotation, cellular component: membrane. Gene Ontology annotation, molecular function: metal ion transmembrane transporter activity. The coding region runs from base 541 to 1470 and encodes 309 amino acids.
UUUUGACGGCGAUGUGGCCCGGAAGUGCUUUGUCCUCUGCCAACAUUACACUCGGCUAGUUGACGAUCAGUAUUGGUCGAUACUGCGGAAUAGGUAACAAACUAGAAGGGUUUACUGCGACAAAACAGUGUCGCCUUUUAAGAAAUCACAGUGCCGUUAAGCGCAGCCUGAGAUCAGAGAGGUAGAUUAUGAAAAAAGUUAUAAAUCUGUUGACCGAUUGUUAUGAUUUGACGUUAGCCUUUGCUAAGUGUGACGUGAUUCUGUAUGAUUAAAUUUGAGCAACAGCUUUCAGAUAAUCGACCAGGUUAUUGUACCAACAGCUCCGAACCGACUUUACAGCAGAUCAGCAGUGGAUACUCGUGUGUAAUCGUCUGACCUGUAAGAAUUCAUGCAUAAAACUGACCAGCUAUCCAGCUAAUAACCCAAUCCAAGCACGUUAAAAAGGAUCUGCUGGCACCAGACAUCGGUCGAUUGUACAUGAUCUGCUGUUAAACUUUAACGUGAUUCUCAGACUGAAACAGCGGUGUAUCUUGAGGUGAAAUGGAUGACUUCAGCUCCAUCAGUCUACUGUCUCUGGCUAUGCUAGUCGGCUGCUAUGUGGCUGGAACAAUCCCCCUGGCUGUCAACUUCUCUGAGGAGAAGCUGAAGUUGGUGACGGUGUUGGGAGCCGGGCUGUUGUGUGGCACUGCGCUGGCUGUCAUUAUUCCAGAGGGAGUUCAUGCUCUCUAUGAGGAAAUGCUGGAAGAUGGGCACCACCAUGGCCACGGGCAGGUGGAAGCAGGAGUUUCUGAACCGAAGGUUGUAGAAGGAGUCGUGGGACAAAGCGCUGAACACAGCCACAGUCAAGAGCAGCUCCACGCUUAUAUCGGCGUCUCUCUGGUGCUGGGCUUCGUCUUCAUGCUGCUGGUGGAUCAGAUCGGGAGUUCUCACAUACACAGCACUGAGGAUCCAGAAGCAGCAAGGACUGCUAGCUCUAAGGUCACCACCACACUUGGAUUGGUCGUUCAUGCUGCAGCUGAUGGUGUUGCUCUUGGAGCGGCUGCGUCCACGUCUCAAACCAGCGUCCAGCUCAUUGUGUUCGUGGCCAUUAUGUUGCAUAAGGCCCCUGCUGCGUUUGGACUCGUCUCUUUCCUCAUGCAUGCGGGUUUAGAAAGAAACCGUAUCCGGAAACAUCUGUUAGUCUUUGCCUUGGCUGCCCCUGUUUUGGCCAUGCUCACCUACGUAGGACUCAGUCAGAGCAGUAAAGAGGCACUAUCUGACGUCAACGCCACCGGCGUGGCAAUGCUGUUUUCCGCCGGCACCUUCCUGUACGUAGCCACAGUGCACGUCCUCCCGGAAGUGGGUGGCAUGGGCGGCCACAGCCACUCGCCUGGAGGCAGCGCAGGGAAGGGACUGAGCAAAGUGGAGGUUGGAGCUCUGGUUCUCGGCUGUCUGAUUCCUCUGGUGCUGUCCAUCGGCCACCAGCACUAGUGUCCUUCACUUGAAGCAACAUCGAAGAAGGUCUGAAAAGUGUAAACGGACUUGGCCACAGAUGUGGUUUGAAUCAUGCCUCUGUCAGUUUCUUCAAGUUGGCGGUUGGAGUGAACGCAGGAACAUUGCCGUUUGGAUCAAGAAUUGAGAAGCGCCUAUGGACUUCUGGAAUGGGCUGCCCUGUCCCUUCAUAAAGCCCUGUGGGCUGACCGCUUACGAUGGCCAUACACAAAUAAAUGCGAUCAUGUGUCCACCUCUUAAUUUGAUGUUUUCUUCAGUGGUGCUGGUUUACAAAGAUUCGGUUGUUGUUGGGUCGUCAUGUAUGCUUUAAAUUUGGUAUUCAAUCGGUUUUUAGAUUAAAUUUGUCCAUGAAUCUUUUUAAAGAUGAACCCAACACAAUUGUGCCCAUUUGCAAUGAUGAUAAAUGACUAGAUGCUUUACAAACAUUAAAUGGAUUGAGUUUAUUGUCCCUCUUUUUCUCCAGUAUUGGUUAGUUGUUUUAAACUUUGAUCAAAUUUCACCUUGCCUAAGCUAGUUAGCUAAAACACUUUUCAUUAAGAACAUUUCCGAAGUUUUCUUUGUUUUUACUCCCUUUUUUUAAUGUAGUUUUAUUAAUGCUAACAGUUUUACUUCUGAGUUAAUAUGGGAACAUGCUCUGAUGUACGGAGCUUUGUUUCCCUCCUCUAAACUAUAGUACUUUAUUCAGAAAUGUCAUCAUGUGUGUGGUUAUUGGACAAAUAUGACAUCUUUUUUUGCCAGUAAUAUUCAAAUCUUUGGAAGUACUUUUAUUUUUGCGGUUAAUUUCAAACAGUUGCAUAUGUCAUGUAAAUAUUAUUUUCAAAUGACACUUGAAAAAUGUGUUGUCCAAAGGCUUGUUGGUUCAGUACAUGUACAGCUUUAUUAUUUGACUUACCAACUAUUUUUCAAACCUGACUGGUUGUUUAAUCCUGAUGAAAGGUCAUUCAGAUGUUUUGUACUUUGAUGCCUGCUCCGAGCAGAGUCUGUGUACUGUAAAUAUGUAUUCUUUGUAUAAAUGACAAAAAAAGCCCUAUUCGACAUCCUUUUUGACACUCUAAGGAGUUUUUAGUCUCAUUUUAGAAUGGGAAGGAAAGAUUGUUUUUAAAAUGACGACUGUUGAUACUUCCAUUUUUAUUU